CUCAGCUUACGGACUCUUGUGUGAUCUCAUGGAGGCAGCACUCUUUCAACGGCUAUGCUUACACACAAGACUUGCCUCUCAGGCUCGACAUAUGUUCUCUAGGCUAUCGUGUGGGACAUCUUCCGGGUUCCCGCGCCACGUUCGUCGUCAGUCUUGGUUACAAUCACGAUGGUAUUCUUCCCGGAGUCCUGCUGCUUAAGCAGGCCAUCGUGACCCGCUUCCUUUGUUAUCCUAAUGCUCGGACCGGAGAUAAGGCUGCAAUCGAGUCAAAGGUGACUCGCAUAAAUAAGUCAACGAUGACUCGAAGUUCGUGCUAUCGGUAUCAAGCCUAACCCUCCCGACUGCCUCUGCCGACACGAUCGAGCUCGAAUAUGGUCCUUCUGUCGCAUCCCUCCAUCCGCGAUGGCUGGUUUCGCGAGACAUCAUCACAAUGGCCAGGACAGGCAAUGUCCCUCAAGGUCAAUAGGAUUCUACACGUCGAGAAGUCCACAUAUCAGGACGUUCUAGUCUUUGAAUCUGCGACGUACGGCAACGUUCUUGUCCUCGACGGUGUCAUUCAGUGCACGGAGAGGGACGAAUUCUCGUACCAGGAAAUGAUCACGCACUUGCCUCUGGCGAGCCACCCAUGCCCCAAGCAGGUGCUGGUAGUAGGCGGCGGCGACGGUGGUGUCGUGCGUGAAGUGCUCAAGUACGACUGCGUAGAGCAAGUCGUCCUCUGCGACAUCGACGAAGCCGUCAUCCGCGUGUCCAAGCAGUAUCUCCCCCACAUGUCCUCGCUCCUAGCGUCGCCCAAGGUCACCGUCCACAUCGGCGACGGCUUCAGCUUCCUCGCAGACAACCGCGCCACCUACGACGUCAUCAUCACCGACUCCUCUGAUCCCGUUGGUCCAGCGGAAUCGCUCUUCCAGAAGCCGUACUUUGAGCUGCUGCACGCCGCGCUGGCGCCUGGAGGGACCACCGCCUCGCAGAGCGAAUGCCUGUGGCUGCACCUGCCAUUGAUCAAGGACGUGGUGUCUAUGGCGAGAGACAUCUUUCCGGUGGUGGAGUACGCGUAUACGACAAUCCCUACGUAUCCUUCCGGGCAGAUCGGUUUCCUCGUCUGUUCGAAGGAUGCCGAUGGGGAUUUACGCAGCCCAGCGCGCGCAGUGCCUGGUACUGCGUACUACAAUGCGGACGUCCAUAGGGCGGCAUUCGUACUCCCAGAGUUUGCUCGGUCUGUCCUAGGUGGCGGGCCAGACGUACUUCCGAAGUUCGGACGUGAGGCCAAGGCGGCCUUGAUAGCGGGUCAGUCGAAGAGGACGGUGUUGCUUCUAGGCAGCGGCUUCGUCGCAUUGCCUUGCGCGGAGUACAUCACUCGUGACCCGCGAAAUGCGUUAACAAUCGCAUGUCGUACCCUUUCCAAAGCUCAAAAGCUCGCUGCUGGACUCCCGGCAGGCUCUACGACCGCCGUCGCCCUUGACGUCUCCAACACCGCUGCCCUCGAAUCAGCUGUCGCCGCGCACGAUCUCGUCAUCUCCCUCAUCCCCUACACCUACCACACCGCCGUCAUCCGCGCUGCUACUAAGUCCCACACCAACGUCCUCACCACCUCCUUCGUCUCCCCCGCCAUCCGCGCCCUCGAGCCUCAUAUCCUCGCCGCCGGUAUCACCGUCAUGAACGAAAUCGGCGUCGACCCGGGCGUAGACCACCUCUACGCGGUGAAGUUCAUCAACGAGGCACAUGCGAAGGGCGGCAAGAUUCGCGAGUUCUACUCCUUCUGUGGCGGGCUGCCUGCCCCGGAGGCCGCUAACAACCCUCUCGGGUUCAAGUUCUCGUGGUCCGCCCGCGGCGUGCUGCUCGCCCUCCUGAACAGCGCUCGAUUCUUGGAGGACGGGAAGCUGGUCGAGAUCUCGGGUCCGGACGUGGUGGGGAGCGCGCGGCCGUACUUCAUCACGCCUGCGCUGGCUUGCGUGGCGUACCCCAAUAGAGACGCAACGCAGCUGCAGGACGCGUAUGGGAUACCGGCGGCGCGGACGGUGAAGCGAGGCUCCUUGAGAUUCCAGGGAUUUUGCGAGUUGGCGCGCUCGCUGAUGAGGAUUGGAUGGCUGCGGACGGAGGAGCAGGAUUGGUUGGUGGAUGGCUUGACAUGGGCGCAGAUAAGUGCUCGAAGCGCAGGGGCGAAGGAUGCUAACGAGGCGUCAUUGGUGGCCAAGAUCAAGGAGCUCUCCGCAUUUUCGAGUGAGACGGAAGCGACGCAAGUUCUCUCCGGCAUGCAAUGGAUUGGCUUGUUCUCCAACGAAACAGCGCCAGUGCGCUCGAGCAAUCUGCUAGACACGCUCUGCGCGCGACUGGAGGAGAUCAUGGCGUUCGAGCCAGGCGAGCGCGAUCUAGUCCUCCUCCAGCACAAAUUCGUGGUCGAGUGGUCGAAUGGGGAAGAAGAGACCUUCACCUCCACCCUCGAGCAAUAUGGCAGUCCGAUUGGGCACUCCGCGAUGGCCUUCCUCGUCGGAACACCCUGCGGGAUUGCCGCUCAGCUCAUGUUGGACGGCGUGAUCAACAAGCCAGGUAUCUUGGCGCCAUAUACGCCGGAUAUCUGCGACCCGAUUCGCGCGCUUGUUGAACAGGAGGGUAUUGGGAUGGUAGAGAGAAAGCUGUAGUAAGUUAUUAAACGAAGUACUGUAGAUAUGGGUGUCAAGCUACCUCGGAAUACAACACACGGAUAUCUGCAGUCAC
This is a messenger RNA of Schizophyllum commune H4-8, 2712 nucleotides long. RefSeq names its product spermine synthase. The coding region runs from base 372 to 2636 and encodes 754 amino acids. The transcript has 7 exons. NCBI's taxonomy places the organism in Eukaryota, Fungi, Basidiomycota, Agaricomycetes, Agaricales, Schizophyllaceae. Gene Ontology annotation, molecular function: saccharopine dehydrogenase activity. The record is from RefSeq and is a predicted model, not a curated record. Gene Ontology annotation, cellular component: cytoplasm.